Messenger RNA from Cuculus canorus (common cuckoo), 4971 nucleotides. RefSeq names its product contactin-3. Bases 204 to 2993 code for a protein of 929 amino acids. The record is from RefSeq and is a predicted model, not a curated record. Gene Ontology annotation, molecular function: cell-cell adhesion mediator activity. Gene Ontology annotation, biological process: brain development; cell-cell adhesion. The transcript has 21 exons. Lineage: Eukaryota; Metazoa; Chordata; Aves; Cuculiformes; Cuculidae.
CGCCCGCCGCUCUGGGUCCCGCCCCGCCGGCCGGAGCGCCGCGCUCGCCGCUCCAGAAGAGGCGCCGGGAGCGGCGGGAGCCGCAGGAUUACAGCGGGGUGUCUGCGCGAGAAGGGCUCGGCGGCAGGUUAAACCUUGCCACCUGGAAGACUAAAACAGCUCACCUGAGACUGAACCAGAAUUACUGAUUUAGGUGACUGAAGAUGCUGCUGCUGUGGAAACAGCUGCUCCUGGUGUCAUUUGUUGGCUGUCUUGGAGUAACAGAUCUUGAAAACUCCAGGACGAAAAUGAGAAGCGCUGUGUCUGUUCGAGAGGGGCAGGGAGUUGUGCUGCUCUGUGGACCGGCUCCCCGGGCAGGAGAAUUGUCAUUUGCUUGGAUCUUCAAUGAAUAUCCAUCAUUUGUCCAAGAGGACAGUCGUCGUUUUGUAUCCCAAGAGACCGGUCACCUCUACAUAGCCAAAGUUGAACCAUCAGAUGUAGGAAAUUAUACCUGUGUUGUAACCAGCACUGUGACCAACAGCCAAGUUCUUGGGUCACCGACUCCUCUUGUGCUGCGGACGGAUGGUGUGAUGGGAGAAUAUGAACCCAAAAUAGAAGUUCAGUUUCCUGAGACACUGCCUGCAGCUAAAGGCUCAACUGUGAAGCUAGAAUGCUUUGCACUUGGAAACCCCGUGCCUCAGAUUAACUGGAGAAGAAGUGAUGGUCUGCCAUUUCCAAGUAAAAUAAAGCUGAGGAAAUCCAAUGGCAUGAUUGAAAUACCUAAUUUCCAACAAGAGGAUGCAGGGCUAUAUGAAUGUAUUACUGAAAACUCAAGAGGAAAAAACAUUGCAAAAGGGCGUCUCACGUACUACGCAAAACCCCACUGGAUCCAGACAAUAAAAGAUAUUGAAGUUGCUGUAGAAGACACCUUGUACUGGGACUGCAGAGCAAGUGGAAAGCCCAAACCGUCUUACAGGUGGCUGAAAAAUGGAGACCAACUGUCACCAGAGGGAAGGAUCCAAAUUGAAAAUGGUGCACUUACAAUAUCAAAUCUAAAUCUGACAGAUUCUGGCAGAUACCAAUGCAUAGCUGAAAAUAAACAUGGUGUCAUCUAUUCGAGUGCUGAGCUCAAGGUUGUAGCUUCUGCUCCAGAUUUUUCCAAGAAUCCAAUGAAGAAACUGAUCCAGGUUCAAAUAGGCAGCACAGUUGAUUUUGAAUGCAAGCCCAAAGCUUCCCCUAAGGCCAAAUGUUCCUGGAAGAAGGGAGGUGAGCAGCUACAGGAAAAUGGAAGAAUCAUGUUAUUGAAGGAUGGAGGACUAAGAAUAGCCAAUGUGACCAAAGUUGAUGCCGGAAGCUACACAUGCUUGGCAGCAAACCAGUUUGGAACAGCCAGUGGCUCAACAAACUUAAUAGUAACAGAGCCAACCAGGAUUAUUUUGGCACCUUCCAACAUGGAUGUCACUGUCGGGGAAAGUGUUGUCCUGCCCUGCCAGGUUCAGCAUGAUCCUAUACUGGAUAUCAGCUUCACCUGGUAUUUCAACGGAACGCUCACAGAUUUCAAGAAGGAUGCUUCUCAUUUUGAGAAGGUUGGGGGGAGUGCAUCAGGAGAUUUAAUGAUUAGAAACAUCCAGCUGAAACAUAGUGGAAAAUAUGUUUGUAUGGUGAAGACAGAAGUGGAUAGCGUAGCAUCUGCAGCAGACCUUAUUGUACGAGGCUCGCCUGGGCCCCCUGAACAUGUGAAAGUGGAUGAAAUAACUGAUACCACAGCUCAGAUUUCCUGGCAAGAAGGCACAGAUAAUCACAGCCCAGUAACCGCUUAUACCAUACAAGCAAGGACACCUUUCUCAGUUGGCUGGCAGCGAGUUACAACAGUUCCAGAUGUGAUCGAUGGAAAAACGUUCACAACCACAGUAGUGGAUUUAAACCCUUGGGUUGAAUAUGAAUUUCGUGUAGUUGCCAGUAACAAAAUAGGAGGUGGAGAACCUAGUUUACCCUCAGAAAAAGUAAGAACUGAAGAGGCAGUUCCUGAAAUCCCCCCAUCUGAAGUCAGUGGGGGAGGAGGCAGCAGGUCUGAACUGGUCAUAACAUGGGAUCCCAUCCCUGAAGAACUACAAAAUGGGGAAGGAUUUGGCUAUGUCGUUGCCUUCCGCCCCUUUGGCACCACAACAUGGAUACAGACUGUGGUCACCUCUCCUGACACGCCAAGAUAUGUCUUUAGGAAUGAAAGCAUCUUGCCUUUUUCACCAUAUGAAGUCAAAGUUGGUGUCUAUAACAAUAAAGGAGAAGGACCAUUUAGUUCAGUAACCACAGUUUUUUCAGCUGAAGAAGAGCCUAGCACGGCACCCUCUGGUGUAUCUGCAAGGAGUCUGUCAUCCUCAGUCAUUGAGGUCUCCUGGAUGGCCAUUCCCUGGAAGAUGAGUAAUGGGAGGUUACUGGGCUAUGAGGUUAGGUACUGGAAUAAUGGUGGAAAAGAAGAAUCUUCAAACAGAGCAAAAACUGCAGGGAAUGAGACAUCAAUAAGAAUAACAGGUUUGAAGAGCAACUUGGCAUACUACACAGCUGUUCGUGCUUAUAACAGUGCUGGAGCGGGUCCCUUUAGUGCCACAGUAAAUGCUACCACAAAAAAGACACCACCCAGUCAGCCUCCAGGGAAUGUUGUGUGGAAUGUCACUGACUCCAGAGUAAUCCUCAGCUGGGAGGAAGUAAGAGCUAUGGAGAAUGAGUCCGAGGUGACUGGGUAUAAGGUUUUGUACAGGACCAGCAGUCAGACGGUUGUGAAUGUUCUGAACACAGACAAGACAACAGCUGAACUCCUGCUCCAGUUUAAUGACGACUACAUCAUAGAAGUAAAAACAACAAGUGAUGGUGGAGAUGGCACUAGCAGCGAUCAGAUCGUGAUUCCCAGACUAGCUAGUAUGGAUGCAAGAGGUUCUGGUCCAUCAGUCUUGAAUAUCUUCAGUGUAUCCAGCUUCUUAUCAUCAGUACUUUCCUUGACUCUUCAUUCAGUGUUGUGAUGAUGUAUUUUCAUUUGCUGGGGAAAAAAACUGAAUUGGUUACUUCUGAAAAGUGCUUUUUUUUAAAAAAAAACUGCAGUGGUUAAUGCAUGUUUUUCUUCUAUCCUGACGUGUUUUUAAAUUCUUUAUAUAUCACUGUCAGUUGAAGUAAAAAUAUCGUGUAAAGUUUAGCAAAUCCUUUAAAAAGGAAUCUAAAAUGCCUUAAUACUUGAACCAAAGGAGUUUACAUAUUAUAUACUUCAGAUACAAUGUAAGAGAGAGGGAGAGCUUUGGCACUGCGACCAGAGCUGCGAAGCAGAGCUUAGCUCAGUGAGAAACUCCCAUUUUUGCAGUGACACUGAAUUGCUUAGGGUAUCUUUCCAAGUUUUUUUUUUUUUUUUAACCAUGUAACAUCAUUCCACAUAUGAAAGGUGAAAUCAGAGACAUGGCUUUUCAGUCAGAUGGUUCCAAGCAGCAUUUCUUAAGGUAGUGUCAUAAUCCAGUAGGUUUGGAUCAGUUUUCUUACUGCCCUUUCUACAAAUUAUUCUAAAUUGAGGAAGAAAUCAAAGUUGUGAGGUAGAGAAAAGUCACAGAAUAGAUGUUUGUUUUGCACAGUCCACAUUGUGGUGUCCAAGAUGCAGGGCUUCCAAUACUAUUCUUAAGAAAUUAUUUCACAGCCGUGUUUCAAAGAAGGCUCUUUGCUGUAUCGCAGCAUACAUCUGUGUACCUUUUCAAACACCUGACCUUCCUCUCCAUGGAUAAUAGGCUUCAAAGUUAAUUUCCUUAUAUCCCCACCUUAUAUUUGUUAACCAGGUUCUUUAUUCAUAAACAAGUGCUCCCACCUUCAGGAUCAUUUUUAUUGCCCUUCACUGAACUCCGGUCACUGUUUCACUAACAAAAGUGCCCAGUUGUAAGCAUUAUCGAAAUGCAGCUGCACCCUGGCCUUAUGAAAAGGGACUACUACCACCUCCCUACUUCGUGAUGUGGUGCUCCCAAAUACGCAGCCUCAAAUUAUCUUGCUCUUUUGUCUAGCGCGCUGCAACUGUUAACGUGUGUAAUUCUCCUUCCUGCUGCUCUUGGACCAAUUCAAAUGGUACUCUAAUGCACCCCAUUACUGUCUCAUGAUUCUGGUAAGUUUAUGGCAAUACUAUAGGUUAUAAUACAAAAUCACACAAAGACACUUCAGGCUUACUAUUACAGAGAAAUCUAUGCUUUCUUUCAUUGCAGCAUAUUAAAGAUACAUUAAACAUGGUACAUUUAACUUUUACAGUUGUGAGUUUAGUCAACUCACCCUUUUAGACACCUUUUAGAGAGCUUCCCACAUACAUGUUAGAGCAAGUAUUCAUGUGACAUAAAGCAUAUCCUUUUAAAGACUUUUUUUUCCUAAUCUCACAGUAUUAUUACAACACGCAAAAAUUAUGAAGGGAGAGAACCAGGAUUAAUCAAAUUAUGGUAGCACUGUAGAAAAAAUACCUAGAUACGCAUUCAAAUAGCAGAUUACCUUAUUAGUAUCACAUCCAGAGGAAAUCAUGUGCUAACUGUUAAAGUAAGCAAGAUCUGUAUAUACUGUAUAUAUAUAGUUAUAUAUGGCUAGUUGCUUUUCAAUGUGGCUAACCAGUGAUGUUUUCAGACACUUGCAAAUGGGGGGUGGGGGGGGAGUUGGAAAACCGGUGUUCCUGGUAAGUAUAUAGUUAUGUUUCAUGCAACAGAGUAACUCCUUCUAUUCUCGUUUCACAAAAUUCUAGUCCACGUUCUUGUAUGGCCAUUUUCAUGCAAUUACAUUGUAUUGUUUAAUUUCUAGUUAUAUAUCUCCAUGAGAUAUGUACUGAGUACUUUGUUUCAUAUUGAAAAGUUUGAAAUUUAUCCUUAAACUUGCAGUUGUGUGUGUAUCCUAUGGUUAUCUGUAUGCAUUUUUUUCUAUUACUCUAAUAAAAUAUUUAUUACAUUGAGGGAUACUAGAAUAUUUCAGGGUAGUAUCGUGUGUCCAUAUUAUGUAUUU